This is a messenger RNA of Lottia gigantea (owl limpet), 1195 nucleotides long. RefSeq lists its product as hypothetical. The record is from RefSeq and is a predicted model, not a curated record. Lineage: Eukaryota; Metazoa; Mollusca; Gastropoda; Lottiidae. The annotation marks the transcript as partial. The transcript has 4 exons.
GUUCCGUGCUAAGAAGAAAUACAGUGUCAAGCCUUUCUCUUCUACAAUGUUAACAUCAGCAGCCUUAACACCUAAAGAAAGACAAGAUUUAGCUAAAGUGAACAACAAAUCUUCGAUGUUUGAUAUUCGUAAUAUGGCUUCUAUUAACACUGAAGAUGUCCGUAACAGAAUUGAGUCCAGUACUCUUAAAAAUUUACCAAUAGCUACCAAUGUUGUCAAGCCAAUGAUGUCAUCACUAGCAACUAAAACUGUGAGCUUAACAACAGAUACAACAACAUCAAUGGCUACCACAGCUAUUCCUUCUGUUUCCACUUCUCACAGUAUGGCUGGUACUGUAAAUGGUAAUAAUAUAUCUAGUGUAAUAUCACGUCACCCAUCACCAAGGAUACAGCCAGUAUCUCUUCAACCAGAAGCUGUUUAUUACCCACCUCAGAUAAAUAAUCGGUUACCAGCACCAAACCAAGUUUACCCGACUCCUCAUCCAGUUGUAAGACAACCAUUAACCGGGGCAGCAGCUAGAUACCCUCCUCAACCAUAUCCCGUUAACCUCCCGUAUCCACCAGACCAGCCACCACCUUGUGUUCACGGUUACCAUAACUAUUCUUUUGAUGGGCAGGUACCACCAGGGAACUAUCCAGGCCAGUGGCCUCAAACACCUGGAGCAGCACCAUUCUAUAUGCCUGGAAUGACUCAACCCGUUUACCCAGACAAGUAUGGUAGAUAUCCAUCAAUGCCACCAGUACCAUCAAUACAACCUGCUGUACCUAUACAAAAUGUUGUACAACCAUCUGUACCAAUACACAAUGUUGUACAGUCAUCUGUACCAAUACAAAGUGUUGUACAACAAGGAGCUGUACAGCCAACUCCAAUCCCAAACCAGAACUUUGGAAACUGCAUAGUGUAUCCUCCCCUACCUACAUACUAUCCCAUCUCAACGAUACAAACUAUGCCAAUUGAUAAUACAAACCCAAUUCAAUACCUUGAAAAUAUUGUAUAUACUAAUAAUAUAGACCCUAGCUCUGAAUCAGGACAACCGUUGAACUCUAUGACUAUCUCAGAAAAUGUAUAUUAUGACGAAAAUGAAUCCAUUAAUAGUAGUAAUGUCAUAGAAACAAAUGAAAAUGUUUCAGAAACAGAUGAUAAAGUUAAUGUCAGUGAUAUUGAGAGUAAUAAUAACACUGUGGAUGAAAAUUAA